GAUUAGUGUAGACUAGGGAUUGUGCUAGUCGUUUAGACGUUUACACGGAGCUAAAACAAGUCGAGGAUGUUAUAUUUUCCUUAGCUAUAAAUUUGCUACGUAUUCCACAGGUUGUGUCCUUUGGCAGGAUGUUAGGAUGGCAAGUGGCCCUGGCUUGCCGGACAGCCUGGUGCUGGAAAUCUUCUUGCAUCUCCCUCAUAAGGCUGUGCUGAGCGCUGGGUUCACCUGUCGUCAGUGGUUUGCUGUUUCGCGGGAUGAGUUCCUCUGGAAGGAGCUCUUCUACAACUACUACUGCAUCCCGCGCUCUGUGCCUCGCCACCCUGCGGCUGUGUCAUGGUACAGGGAGUUCAAACGGCUGUAUGACUGCAUUCCCUGUGUGGAGGUUCAGACUCUGAAGGAACAUCAUGAUCAGGUCCUGCAUUUGGCCUUCUCUCACCGCGGACAUCGCUUCUCUUCCUGCUCCAAAGACUGCACUGUUAAGCUUUGGGACACGGAGCGAUCAGAUGGCACAAUAUCUUUGGUUCACAGCUCCAGCAUGCGGCAGUUUAACUGGGGCUACACUCAGUUCUCACAGUUUAAUGCCGAUGACACCCUGCUGCUGGUCUCAGGGGUCUACCUGGGCCCACAUCACUCCUCCUCUGGAGAGAUCGCAGUCAUCAGUUUGGAGAACUACACUCUGCUGUCCCGUGUGAGAAACAAGCCAUACGAUGUUUUCGGCUGCUGGCUGAAUGAGACUCACCUCAUCUCUGGUAACCUUCACUGGAUUGGCAACAUGACCUCCUGCUCUGUGCUCUGGCUCAACAAAGCCUUCCAGGACAUCGAGUCAGAAAAUGUGAAUGUGGUGAAGCGUCUCUUUAAGAUCCAGAACAUAAAUGCCAGCACUAUCCGCACAGUAAUGGUGGCCCACUGUCGUCGACACGACUCUCCUGACCUCCUUCUGGACUAUGAAGCUCAGUCACAGGCAAAAGCUCAAGCCCAGCGGACACAGCAACACCAGCCUCUCUUUUUUGAUCUGGGAAACACAGACAGUGAAGAGGAGGAGGAUGAACAUGAUGAAGAGGAGGAUGAGGAACGAGGAGAAAAAAGAGGGUCAGGUCAUCUGCCCUCAUGUAACCCAUCCGGGAUUCAGCAUGUUAUACACGGUCAUCAAAGCAUAGCUAAGUGGGAUCGAGAGUUGGAGACUAAGGUGGCCAGGUUGAUGGGCAGAAGACGCACUAAAGCUCCUGAUCCAAAUCUGGUGACCCCAACAGCUCCUGGAGAAGGAGAGGACAAGACCUACCUCAUCUUCACCACCGGCAGCCUUACCUACUCGCCUCACCAAAUAGGCAUCAAGCGAAUAAUGCCAGAUCAAAUGACGACGUGCGGUCCUGUGUUGGGAGAGGAGCGCAGUACAGAUGAAUUUUUUGACUCACUGGAUCAUGUGAUCGACAUACACGGCCACAUCAUUGGCAUGGGUCUAUCACCUGACCAUAGAUACUUGUAUGUGAACAGUCGAGCGUGGCCAGCAGGCUGUGUGAUCUCUGACCCGAUGUCCCCUCCGCCCAUCGCAGAGGAGAUCGACCUGCAUGUGAUCGACCUGAAGAGUCUUAGAGAAGAGCGCCGCAGCCUUCGAGCCCACCGGGCCUUCACACCCAACGAUGAGUGCUUCUUUAUCUUCCUUGAUGUCAGCCGAGACUUUGUCGCAAGCGGUGCAGAGGACAAGCACGGUUACAUCUGGGACCGGCACUACAACAUCUGCCUGGCUCGUCUGAAACACGACGAUGUGGUCAACUCUGUGGCCUUCAGCCCAGCAGACCAGGAGCUGCUGCUGUCCGCCAGCGACGACUCCACCAUUAAAGUGUGGCGCUCACCACGCAUGGUGCGCCUCGCUGAGGCACUUCAACAGCCCCCUCGGGCUCGCAAACUGCUCUCCUCUUUGUUUGGCCACAGAAAUGCUAAUCUGAAUGGUAAACCCUGACCCGGACCCUGGUGGGCAUAACACAAGAGGAAAGCACCACAGAAAGACACUCCAUGAACAGAAACGUGUGAGGUCAAGAAACUGACUCCACCUGGGUCCCACGAGAACAAGGAGGAUACAUGUAUUCCUUAGUAGCCCUUUUGCAGGACAUCACUGGGAGAUGAAAAUAAAUUUUUGCAUAAAGAAACCACAAAAGUUUUUUUUGAGGAAUGCUGUAUUUGUGAAAGAUCAAUGAUGCAUAUGAAUACAUUGAAGAAAGACAUCAACCAGAUAUGUGAUUUCAAGAGCAAAGAACCAAGAAUUUGAAGAGAUAUUAAGGUUACAUUCACAUAUAUGUGUGUCACGUGUGCAGUUCUAAAGUCUGUUUAACCCGGUCAUAAAGAAUGGAGCGCCACCUUUGCAUGCCGGCACAUUUGUAAUUUAUGCAUUUCUUUUUUCUGUUGCCACCUUUUUUAGUAGAUGUUAUAGUUAUACAAGCAAACCUGAUCAUAACAAGGACAUGGUCAGAGCUUUUAAAUACUAACAGAGAAAAAUGACAAUUCUGCUAGAAAUUUACAAAAUUAUGUCACUGGUGUUUUAUCUCUGUUCCAGUUUUAUGUAAAAGAGGAGCAGUUUAAUCCAAUGUCUUUACAGAUUACCCCAUCUACGCCUUUAUUAUUGAAAACAAUUGCAUCCGUUGCGCAUAUGGUUUGUGUCAUACAGGUUUUAACAAUCAUACUAUAUUGAAAAUGUAAAAAAAAAAAAAAAAUCUAGUUUUUCAUGUUGAACUUUUAAGUUGUUGGCUUUAUACAAUAUUUUGGUUUUAACUUGCAUCAGUGCUGCACCUGUUAUGGUGGCAUUCUUAUUUUAUAUGUACAUCUAGUAUAACGUAUUUCAUGGCAAUUUGUGCAGGUUGGAUUGUUAAAACUAAAAAAAUACCAAAAAGCUAAAGAAAAAGGGUCAAACAGAUCAUUUUCCAUUAUGUUUAUUUAGGUGAGCUCCAUGACUUUACGGCAUCAAGAUACUAUGCAGCAUCAGGGUGCUUUGCUACUUCAGAUCCAUAAGCUGGUUUACCUCACCUCCGGCACUUUCUGUGUUCAGCUUUCUGUGUCAUGAGCUCACAUUGUUUACCAGCAUUAAAUAUUCAGCGAAGGUGCUCAUUUGUUAUGGUGAAAAAGUGACUCUAAAAUCGAAAUGUUACUGAUGCAUAUUACUUUUUCUUGAUUUUAUUUUGGUUCCUUUAGUUCAUUAAGUGAUUUAAAUUUGAUCUCCUAAUAAUAAUAUAGUUGGGCGUUUGGAUAAUGGCGUGCAGCAUUCAUCUCUGUAGUUGCGAGUACAUCAAUUGUUUUGUUUUUAAUGGACCUGAUUCCCUGUGUGACAUUUGUUUGAGCUAGUGCAUCUGAUUUUCCUACAUGCCCUUUGGCUAUUUGCCAUCAGUAGAUUUUGUAUUGUGGAAUGUGUAAAAUUUGUUUGACCCAUUAAACUAUAUUACUUUUACCAGA
Messenger RNA from Carassius auratus (goldfish), 3438 nucleotides. It is a transcript of the gene fbxw5, whose product is annotated as F-box and WD repeat domain containing 5. Lineage: Eukaryota; Metazoa; Chordata; Actinopteri; Cypriniformes; Cyprinidae. The record is from RefSeq and is a predicted model, not a curated record. Gene Ontology annotation, molecular function: protein binding. Gene Ontology annotation, biological process: protein ubiquitination. The coding region runs from base 137 to 1957 and encodes 606 amino acids. The transcript has 10 exons. Gene Ontology annotation, cellular component: SCF ubiquitin ligase complex; Cul4-RING E3 ubiquitin ligase complex.